Molecule: messenger RNA, 7013 nt
Organism: Gigantopelta aegis
Lineage: Eukaryota; Metazoa; Mollusca; Gastropoda; Neomphalida; Peltospiridae
Product: ligand-gated ion channel 4-like
Exons: 10
Coding region: 739-2232 (497 amino acids)
Biological process (GO): nervous system process; chemical synaptic transmission; monoatomic ion transmembrane transport
Cellular component (GO): postsynaptic membrane; neuron projection; synapse
Molecular function (GO): transmembrane signaling receptor activity; acetylcholine-gated monoatomic cation-selective channel activity
Source: RefSeq, a predicted model, not a curated record
AGAGAGAGAGAGAGAGAGAGAGAGAGAGAGAGAGAGAGAGAGAUAGAGAGAGAGGGGGGAGAAAGAGAGAGAUUUAACAGCCCACUCAACACAUUUUACGAUUAUUUUACGUCGGUCAUAUGGCUAGAGACGACCUUACUGAUUAACUGGUCAUCAUCAUCAUCCUUAGAUGAUGAUCGUGUAAAUAAUCGGUUUGAUUUCUGUCAGUCAAAGACAUUCCAGCCAGUCCACUGCGGCCAGGCGGAUUUUAAUCAACUUGAUAGCCGGCAAAAAUGUUAGUCCUUAACGGUGAUGGUUUUUUGUCUUUAUUCACGGAAUGAUAGACUCUGUUUACUGAUGGACGAAACACGCCGGGUGCCGGGCCUACACCGAUCCCCUUACAGCGACCCGAGAACCAGUCGGCACCAGUGAUUCGCCUCACCGAUGGUCUCAGUAAUAACAAAUUAAGGAGAACUCCUAUCACAGCUCUAACUGGCGAUAGUUUUCAAACACCACAACCUCCAAUCAUUGAUUCCCAAUCCGUUCCGAGCUUGGGUGAGCCGCGGUAAUAGGCCGGCGAUUUCCUCGUGUCUGGCUCUACUUUGAGACGUAAGGUUGUUUCGGAAAACACGUCGACGUCGGAUUAAGCACCUGGGAGAACGCAACUGUUCCGUCUCGUGUCGCGGAGCAUUUCGGGAUAGCUGAUGCCCAUUCAUUCACCAUUUCAACUCAAGUUCUUCAUUACCAGUGCUACAGAGAAUGAGCGGAGAAUACAUCCCUAAACACUUCUACCCCAAAACGUCCUCCUGUCUUCACUACGUCAUCCUGUUCUUUUCCUUUAUAGCUGGUGCGGCCACAGUUGACACAGAUGCACAGUAUCGGUUGGUCCGGGACCUUUUGAAGCCGUAUGACAAACGAGUCCGUCCAGCACUCAAUUUCUCCGAGUCGCUAAACGUAACAUUUGGCGUGGCACUGGCGCAGAUCAUAGAUGUCGAUGAAAAGAAUCAGAUUAUUACAACUAAUUGCUGGUUAAAUCAAGGAUGGCUUGACCCAAAACUUCGAUGGGAACCUAAGAAAUACGGCAAUAUUACCGUGGUUCGAAUCCCGUUCAAGGAGAUAUGGCUGCCAGACAUCGUACUCUACAACACCGCCGAGGUGACGAGCGCCGAUUUCUCGAGCGUCAGCACCAACGUGAUCGUGACGCACGACGGCAACGUGACGUGGUUGUCGAUGGUGAUCUUCAAGAGCUCGUGUUCGAUCGACGUGCAGUACUUCCCGUUUGACGAGCAGAACUGCUCCAUGUCGUUCUCGUCAUGGACGUACGAUGCCUACCAAGUGAACAUCCUCAACGUGGGCACCGAGGGCGACACGUCCAACUACAUGAACAGCACCGAGUGGAAUCUCAUCAACUUCGUGCAGGAACGAGAGGUGGUAAUAUUCAGCUGCUGCCCAGAGCCUUACAUCUUCAUCAACUACCACAUCCUGAUCAAGCGGCGACCUCUCUUCUACAUGUUUAACCUCGUAGUGCCUUGCCUGUUGAUCACACUCGUUUCCCUCCUCGGAUUCUACAUGCCGUCUGACUCGGGGGAGAAAAUAUCCAUGGGGAUCACAACUCUGUUAUCCAUGACGGUCUUUCUUAUGAUCGUGGCCGACAUGCUUCCGCCAACGUCUGAUGUCUUGCCGCUCAUUGGUCUCUACUACGGCAUCACGAUCGCCGUGGUGUCCUCUGCGACGGCGAUGACUGUGCUGACGCUCAACAUCCACCACAAGGGACAGCGUGGUCAGGAGAUUCCCGGAUACCUUAGAACCAUAUUUUUUGGAGUGCUCGCCAAGGUUCUCUUCAUUAAGGUGGAUUCUAAAGCCCAGGCUCCGGAGCGGGGAAUGCAUCCAAUACCACAAAGUGAUUACUAUAUGAAAUACGAGAACGAAACAUUAACAGAAAAUGGCGGCCUAUCGCCCCGCUUCACGAGAAAAAUUCACACAGCACCGGGGACUCCUUCUUCCCACACCACGGAUAAUACUGAGAGACAGUUCAUGCGGGUGCUACAGAAGGUGUAUCAGACUAUUGAGAAAAAUGAGAUGCGGCUGGCGGACCAGGACCGGCGAGACCACAUCAAGUAUGAGUGGCAGCAACUGGCUCUGAUUCUCGAUCGUUGUCUGCUCAUUGUCUUCAUGAUCAUAACUACUUGCGUCACUCUUGGCAUUUUUCUUCCAUCGCCGCAUUCCACAGCAUUCGGAUCGAGUUACGUCUGAAGUGUGGUCCUUCCUUUUUAACAAAAUAUUCAGCAACAAAACAAAUAUAUAUGUUGCUUCUUUGUGGUCCGGGUCCGCCAAUUCUAUAGGAACAUCAUGACUCAUGGGUUUUACUUCAGAAGUUAUGAAACAGUUUUCAAGACCAACGAAAUUCUUUGUCCAUGAGAGUAAAAAGAGUGGCGGGUUGAAAACAAUGAAGCCUUUAGGUUAACAGAUCUGUUGGAAGAGUCUUUUAAGACUUCACGUUUCUACUGGGACAUUUCUACUGAGACGACUUUUCUACAGGAGAUGUCUUUUAGACUUGGCUGUUCUGCUGGAAAUCGUCACUAUUUAUCGCCAGUAUGAAGUAAAGCGAUGCAAGGCUCGUGUCAAGUGCCAUGAUUAACGUAGAUGACCAUUAGUGUUUGGAUUUGCCUGGCUGAUAUGAAGAUAGCUUCUUUCACUAGCGAUGCUGAACUGGAUGUUGUUUAUAUGAUGUGUCUGCCUGGUGAGACAUGCGGAACCCUAAGGAGGGUACGCUUUCAUCCCUGUAGGAUAGACGUUUUUUGUGUGGUUCAAUUGGAGAUUAGUUCUGUGAUUCAAAUCCAAACUUAACUUACCAUCUUGAUUCGCAGGUUUGAAUUCAAGAUCUUUGCAGCGGGUCAUGUUUCAAAUCAAGUUAUUCAGACGACAUGUGUUAAGGAUGACGUUUGAAGAUCGGAAUAUUCUGCGGUGAUCCGAGUAAUAUUCUACACAUAUCUCAGAUCUCUGUACGCGUUUUCGUGACCGAAGUACACGUAUUAUCGAAAUUACAUGUUUUCACCGGAAUAUACUUUGCAUGCUUUUGGAGAAUUACUGCAUCAUUUGAAUUAGUAUUGUUUUGUGGGAAUUACUUGUGGGAAUAGUGUUGUUGUAUUCUGGAUCUAACUGCAGUGAUUCGAAUGGAUGACUUGGAGUCUGUAAUUAUUGUGUUUAUGACAUAACUUUUUUUGGACAACAAAUGUUAUUUGUUCUUUCGGAGAAUCUUUUUGAUGAUGUUUUUUUAUUGUUAUUAAUUUAUUGUGCUAAAAUGUUUCAUGUUUUUUUAUGUUUGAAGACUGGAUUUGAGACUUAAUACUGUAGCUCAAUAUCAUGGAUGGUAUGGUGACUCAACUACCAACAGGAUACAGCUACCGUAUACAAUGGAAUUUACAGGUUUCUACCUGCUGUAUUGUGGUUGAAACGAUGUUGUAUGAACAAUUAUUGAGUUUACGUUGAUUAAGUAGUUUUAUAAUACCAUAAUUCGUUUAUUUGUGAUACAAACUGUGAUUUUUUUCUCGACUGAUCUACGGGAGAUAACUGCUGUUGACCAUUUCGUUCACAAAGAUCGGUUUGUGUAAAAAUAACAAUUAUCGUCUAUGGGAGAUAACUCUUGUUGUUUUACGCACAGGUCGCGUUUUGUAAAAAGGAUUAUAGGCAACAACUGUUUUCAUGAUUAUGAUUAUUAUUAUUAUUAUUAUUAUUUAAUGUAAAGAUUGUUUUGUGAUUGGUAAGACAAACACUUGAUUGGAUGAUUAGCGACAGUAGUCGUGUGCAAUACUUUUAGAUAUAAAUAUUUAGAGGCGGUUUUGUGUUUUUGGCACGGUCGAUUUUGGAUUAACCAUUGUUUUUUGUGUUUUGCUUACGAUUAUUAUUUUUUUUUAAUAAAAUAUGACAUGUUCCAGUCGUUAAUGUAUGCACACGUUAGCCUAAUAGUCAUCGUGGCAGGAAUAAUAUGUAUUUUCCCUGAUUACAGACACAGAGAAAUUGAUCAUAAAAGUAUAGUAUCAAAGUAGCAUAAAGUUUGUUUGUUUAACGACACCACUAGAGCAAAUUGAUUUAUUAAUAUUAAUAAUCAGCUGUUGGAUGUCAUACAUUUAGUAAUUUUAUUAGCAAGGGAUUUUUUAUAUGCACUAUGCCACAGACAGGAUAGCACAUACAGCGGCCUUUGAUAUACCAACCGUGGUGUACUGGCUUCACUAUAGCCUACAAGUAGCAUAAGGUUUGUAUUGUUUAACGACACCACUAGAGCGCAUCAAUUAACCAUAGGCUACUGGGUGUAUCUAUGAUACGUAGUCUGAAAGGAAACCCGCUACAGUGUUCCAUUAGUAGUAAGGGAUCUUUAAUAUACAUUUCCCACAGACAGGACAGUACAAUCACGGCCUUUUAUACACCAGUCGUAGAGCAGGUUCGAUCCUACGACCUGAGCACCUCCGGGAAUCAAAGUUGCAUAAUGGCGGCUUCCGGCUAAAGUAAUUUAUUAAAUUUUGGUUUUAAAAUGUAAAUAAUACCUGUUACUAUAAGCACAUAGAAAAGUUCAACCAAAUAAUUUAAAUCACUAAUAUAAUCUUCUCCCUUUUUUGUGUUCUUUUUAAAAAUAUUUAGACGAAAUUGCACGCGUUCAAUUAAGUCGAACACUCCGUAACACGAUGCCAGGUGAAUGUUGCCGACAAGUUGGCUGUCUGUGUGCAACACAUCUGUGUUUUGACGGACCUAUCACGCUGCAGACUGUCGACAUAUUUUUGGGGAUCCGUCGAUUCGUGAUAAUACAGGAAUCUAGUCGUACAGAACGUCAGUGUUUAUAUUACACGGCGUGCAAACACAUCGUAUGCAAAGAUUAUGUGUGUGGUCGAUUAAUUUGUAGAACUUUAUUUAUUGCAAAUAAAUGUAAAAAUAUAACACGUGUAACUAGAAUACUGCAUUUGUCAUUAAAGUCUGAUACGUGUUACGUUUGACAUACUUCAGUUGUUUGGGUUGCCUUCGGAGCUAUGAGAUUACAAUAUAUAUAUGAAAUGUGUUCUUGAUAAAUGAUUAUCAUUAGCUAUUCUCAGAACAACCGAACUGACUACGUCUUCUGUGUAAUAUAACGCUAGUUUUGUAUUUGAGCGUCAGUUCUUUUGAAUGAAUCUAUUAAUAGUUUAUUGGGAUUUGUAAAAUCAUUAUGUUUACAAUGUUUUGAAUUAAUCUUUAAUUCAUAUUGAUUAUAGAUACACAUCUUUCUUUUUUUUUCUUUCUUUUUUUGCAAAAGUGAUUAGAAAUAAACAGUUGUCUUCCUGAAGAACAAGAUUUGUGUGUUGUAGAAUAUUUUAAAAUUAGAUGGUCACGUUUCAUGACUGACGUGACCGGCAACGCUGAAACACGGUCUUUGUUUCAACACUGAAUGCCAGGGAUAUCUACGUAUGUAAUCCAACCCUUGAUGACCUGGUUGUGGUAUGGUUAUGGACCAUGGUACAGUAUCUUAAUGGUAAGAUAUUAUGCACUAGUAAGUGACAAUUAAAGUCAAAUUCAGCAUGUUCAAUUUGUGGAGAACUUUUAAAAAUCAAACUACCCACACUCGGCUGUAUUCUGAUAUCGCAUAGACAUAAAUAUAUCUGCUAUGCUAUCGCGGUACCAGACCGGUGACAAAGCAGGUGUAAACGGGACCAUUUGUUACAAAACCUGGCAAACUGGCAUCGACUAACAGCGAAUUUUCUACAUUUGAGUCAAUAUAUUUGGUCGUCGAUAGACUAUUUUCAUAAUAUCGAUUAUGCUUCUAUGGAUGAAUAUCUUACCGUAAUUUUACUUCAUAGCCAUAUUUCUUAAAUGGUACCCUUUUUAUUACAAUAUUUUCUCCAAACACAAAUAAGACAUUUAGUAAUCUUCAAAAAACAAAUCUAUAUAGUAAUAAUUAUUUUGAAUUGAACCAACUAACAAAAGAAAAAGCAAUCUUGGAACUGUCAUAAUCUCCAAGAAGAUAUGAAAGGAAAGUUCUAAACAAUAAGGAUGUUUUUUUGUGUAUCUUUCUAAUCCAUAUCUCACUACUCACUGUCGUAGCUCCCAUUCAAAUAACUGCUAACCUACAUCAUGUACUACACGGCGUUUUAGUUGAAUAAUCCCAAACACUGGAAGACUCGACCGGCAUUCACUGCGGUUGUUUCACGCAUCUUUAGACAUUAUUCAGUGACAAACAGACGUCAUGGGGAUAACAAUGCAAAAUUUUAUUUAUUUCAAACAAGGAAAAUGCAACGACAAGAUCUGACAUUUAAUCGUCGUUUUAUACAGGUGAACACGAAUCUAGAAAAAUAAUAAACCUGUUUUAAAAAAAAAUAAUAAUAAUGUUUUUAAAACCGCUGCUGACAACCUCUUGCUGACAAACUCUUGUCAGAGUUCCAUUGUUUCUAUCUUACUUUUAAGGAUCUCAGAAAGGGGAACAACUUCCUUCAGCAGCAGCUACAGCCCUUGAUUAAUUAGCGUGUUUAGAAGGCCGAGCGCUUGUUAACAACUUGACUGGUAUCAUUAUCUUCUUUCAGAUCACAUAUAUGUAACGUUGGGCGCAAAAAACAAAACAAAAAACCAGUCUAGCUAACGAUGGCCCUUCUGAACAUGCUUCUGAUUUCACCUACCCCCCCCCCACCCCAACCACCACCCCCCCCCCCCCCCAACCCACCCCCCCCCCCCCCCCCCCACACACACACACACCCCGUUUAGGUAGGAAGAUGGUGAAAACUUUAGUACAUGAUUGAACACUCAGGCGUUUGUAACAUUUCCUCUUUCGUCCAUUUGAUUUGGUUAAUUACUCUGUGUAUGCUAGUAUGUGUUUUCACAAUAAAUGUCUUUGUGGUAUUCCUGUGUUUAAUUAUACACGUGUGCUGUUUAACUCUGUUGUAACUGGUUCGCAUAUAUCUGAUGCUGGUCACAGAUACCCAUGUUUAUAUUACAGCCGCCAUCUUUGAUUACCACAGUUUAAGUGCAUUCUGUCUGCCGCUUUUAAUUUGAUAAACUUGCGUAAUAAAAAUGUAAUAUUU